AUGGCCGGUGUUUACCUGGAGGCCUGUGGCUUCCGGCUCCCUCAGGCAAGCACCGGAGUCUUGGCCAAGUGUUCGGUCAGGUUGGGCAAGUACAGGAUCCGCGUGGCCACCGGGGCCUCCAUCCUGGCGGUCCCCAACAAUCCAGGGCAACUGUGGCUGGUGGAGCACCGGGAAGCUGACGUUGGCAAGCAGCUGCAGCCAGUAAGCCUCAAGGAAACCAAGUUUGAGAUCAAAGUCUCCCAAUACCUCGGGCGCCUCCUGCUGGUGAAGCUGCGCAAGCACAAAGUCCUGCUGGACCUGGACUGGUUCCGCGAGUGGAUCGCAAUGGAGGGGCCCGACACCCACGCGAGGUCCUCUUCCUCUGCUACGGCUGAGGACGACGGGAUAGUCUGCUUGCCGGACGGCACUGCCCGGACCUUGAGUGACGACCCCCAGAACCUGUUUAAGAAACAUCGGGAGGAGGAGCUUGAGGAAAGAAGGAAGACCCUGCGGUGGGGCUCCUGGAAAGACGUGAUUCUUCCUGUCCAGGGGAGUACCCAGCGGGACCCACCCAGGAAUGAGCGAUUCCGCGAGGAUAAAGAAUUAGACUUCUUCCUCUCUCUGGCAAAAGGGCUUAAGGACUUGGCCUUCAAGGGAACAGUGGAUGUCACAAAAUGUGUAAACCACCUGGAAGACUUCAAAAGAAUAUUCCCUCAAGGAAAGACUGCCGUGGCUGAGCGGGUCAGUGAUUGCUGGAAGGAUGAUGCCCUCUUUGGGUACCCGUUUCGCAAUGGCGCAAACCCCAUGCUCCUGAGGCGUUCUAGGAGUCUCCCAGCCUGCCUGGUGCUGUCUCCAGGGAUGGAAGACUUGAAGACAGAGCUGGAGAGAGAACUCCAGGCUGGAUCUCUGCUUGAAGCUGAUUUUUCCUUGCUGGAAGGGGUCAAACCUAAUGUCAUCCUUUUUAAGCAACAAUAUAUGACAACCCCACUGGUCAUGCUCAAGUUGCAGCCUGAUGGAAAACUGUUACCUAUGGUCAUCCAGCUCCAAUCACCUUGUCACGGAUGCCCCCCACCUAUGUUGUUCCUGCCUUCAGAUUCCCCCAUGGCUUGGCUCCUGGCCAAGACCUGAGUCAGUAGCUCUGAUUUCCAGCUGCACCAGUUACAGUCACACCUGCUGAGGGGUCACCUGGUGGCUGAGGCUAUUUCUGUGGCCACAAUGAGGAGACUGCCCAGCCUGCAUCCUAUCUACAAGCUCCUGAUCCCUCACUUUCAGUAUACCAUGGAGAUCAACAUGUUGGCCCAGAGUAAUCUUAUCUCUGAAUGGGGAAUUUUUGAUCUGGUGGUGAGCACUGGUAAUGGCGGCCACGUGGAUAUUCUCCAGAGAGCUACAGUUUGUCUGAGCUAUUGUUCCCUCUGCCUGCCUGAUGAUCUGGCUGACCGUGCUCUUGGAGUGAAAUCUUCUUUCUAUAGGCAAGAUGCCAUCAAGCUGUGGGAAAUCAUCAACUGGUACAUGGAGAGGAUGGUCAGUCUUUUCUACAAGAGUGAUGAAGCUGUAAAGAAUGGCCCAGAGCUGCAGGCCUGGUGCCGAGAGGUCACUGAGAUCAGACUGCAGGGAAGCCAGGAUUGUGGGUCCCCUGUCUCCUUGGAGCCUCGGGCCCAGCUCUGCCACUUUGUCUCCAUGUGCAUCUUCAUGUGCACUGCUCAGCACGCUUCUGCCCAUCUGGGCCAGGUAACCCACUCUGGACCGACACACCUGGACCAACACACCUGGAUCCCUAACGGCCCAUGUACCAUGCGGAAGCCCCCUCCCAUCUCCAAGGACAUGACAAAGAAGGACAUAGUGACUCUGCCUAAUCUCCACCAGGCCUGCAUACAGAAGACCUUCACAAAAUUCCUUGGCCGACACCAGCCUGUCAUGGUAGCCUUGGGGCAGUACAAGGAGGAAUAUUUCUUUGAUCCUGAGCCCCAAGUUGUGCUGAAGCAAUUCCAGGAGGAGCUGGCCACCAUGGACAAGGAGAUUGAGGUCCGGAACACAAGCCUAGACCUGCUCUAUGAGUACCUUCGACCCAGCAUGGUGGAGAACAGAGUGGCCACCUAG
Messenger RNA from Condylura cristata (star-nosed mole), 2076 nucleotides. RefSeq names its product arachidonate 12-lipoxygenase, epidermal-type-like. The record is from RefSeq and is a predicted model, not a curated record. Gene Ontology annotation, biological process: linoleic acid metabolic process; lipid oxidation. Gene Ontology annotation, molecular function: protein binding; arachidonate 12(S)-lipoxygenase activity; arachidonate 15-lipoxygenase activity. Lineage: Eukaryota; Metazoa; Chordata; Mammalia; Eulipotyphla; Talpidae. Gene Ontology annotation, cellular component: cytosol; plasma membrane.